AUGAUAUGCAAAUCAGACUGCACUAGUCAUGUCCAGAGGUGCUGCGCUGGGUCAGAAGCUGCAUCAAGUUGCUGGCAAAGGAUUUCUGUUAGGGGAUCAGGACCUUCCGACAGAACAGUAAUGGGCCAAUCCUAUUUAACUCAGCAGAAUUUGUCAGACAACCACACUCUCCUAGGGAACGUGGCAAAGAAUGUGUCUUGUGAAAAGUGGCUGGCAGCGGAGGUUGCCCUGGAAAAGUACUACCUUUCCAUUUUUUAUGGUGUUGAGUUCAUUGUGGGAGUCCUUGGGAAUAGCACUGUAGUUUUUGGCUACCUCUUCUGCCUGAAGAACUGGAAUAGCAGUAACGUCUAUCUCUUUAACCUCUCUAUCUCUGACUUGGCUUUCUUGUGCACCCUCCCCAUGCUGAUGAACAGUUAUGCCCAGGGAAAAUGGACAUAUGGAGAUGUGAUGUGCAUUAGCAAUCGCUACGUACUUCAUGCCAACCUGUACAGCAGCAUUCUUUUCCUCACUUUCAUCAGCAUCGAUCGCUAUCUACUCAUGAAACACCCCUUCCGAGGACACCUUCUGCAGAAGAAAGAAUUUGCUGUUUUAAUCUCUUUGGCCAUUUGGGUUUUAGUGACCUUAGAGCUUGUGCCGAUGCUUCUUUUUAUAAAAACUGUUUCCAAUGACACUAGCACCAGAUGCAAUGAUUAUGCAAGUUCUGGGAACCCCAAAUACAGCUUCAUUUACAGCAUGUGUCUGACCUUCUCGGGAUUCCUCUUUCCUCUUUUCGUGAUGUGCUUCUUUUAUUUCAAGAUUGCUGUCUUCCUAAAGCAGAGGAUCAAGCAGCAGGUCACCACUGCGCCCUUGGAAAAGCCUCUCAACUUAAUUAUAUUGGCAGUUGUGAUCUUCUCUGUGCUUUUCACUCCCUACCACAUCAUGCGGAAUGUGAGGAUUGCUUCCCGCCUGUGGGACUGGAGGAAGCCCCCGUGCACUGAAGCCAUCGUCAACUGCUUAUACAUCGUGACUCGGCCAUUGGCCUUUCUGAACAGCGUCAUCAACCCUGUCUUCUACUUCCUUGUGGGAGAUCACUUCAGGGAGAUGUUGGUAAAUAGACUGAGGCACCACUUCAAAUCCCUUCCAUGCUUUAGAAAAUGAGCUAAUGGACUGAUGUCUUCAUUCAGCAGAAGAAAACAAAGGCCUGUGGGACGGAAUGUGUUACACAAGCAGCUGUAGGCCAGUGAGAGUUGGGUUAACUCAGUUGUAAAUCAGAGAGGGUCACAGAUCUGCCCCUGAUUUAAAGACACGGUGUCCUCACAGUACAUACUAAGAAGAGGAUGAGAGAAAUGUCUUUGUUCACAUACAAACUGAAAGAAGUUGCACUAGCAUGAAUGUUUGGGCAUGUAAAUCCAAAAUGCUAGGUGUAAUAAUACCUCAAUCAGUGCAAGAAGAAUAGGAGAUGAAUAAAGCAGCAAGUUAUCUACAUUUAGUCACUGGUCGGACUGUAAAAAGAAAUUGUUUGGGCAACAUUCUUUGUUAUUCUUAUUCAUACUAUCAUAACUUUAUGUGAUAAUUGUAUAGCAAAUUAUAUAUACAUUAUUAAAUAUUGUUGUUAGAAGUUGUGCUCUUAAGAAAAUUUAAAGUAAAUAGUAGCAAUAAUGAGCAAGAAAGCAAUAUAACAAGUUCAAGGAUGUCUAUAUAUUCCUGAUAGUGAUCAUGAAUUGGGUCAACUUUUAAUUUAUCAGUCCUUUCAGGUUGUAUAGUUUAUAGUAUAAAUAAUCAUAUUAAGUAGAGAUUUUAACAAAGGGAAAUGUUUGAACUUGACUGUAAGGGAAUUCAGAUGUAAGUAGAGAUACCAAGAAAAGUUGCAAAACCCUAGAGUUAUUGAACACAAAAUGCCUAUCAUGAAACUCAAAGCAAGACAAACAACACAAAAGUGAGUCUACUGUGUGAUGAUUGUGCCAUCUGGCAUCUAAUUAUCACACUUUGAUCGUCACUGCAUGCCAUGAUAUUAAAGUUUAUUAGCCUGGCUGCUCUUGAUUAAAUAGUAAGCUUUAAAGUAUAUUAAUAUCAUAAAACCAGCAAAUAAAAGGAAAUGUCAACACAGGAAUUUGUUAGGUAACAUUCCUUUUUGGAGAGAAAAUCACAGUUUAUCUCCCACUCUCCUAUUAAUCUGUAAGCCUUGGGAAAAUUUACAAGGACAACUUUAUCUUACAGUCACUCCCAUCUGGAGAGAGCCUUCUUUCCAUAGGACAUUGCCGAAGACCAUUGGAGGAAACAUGCUAAACAAAACACACUCUGAGAAACUGUAGAAUACAAGGAAUAUUACUGUGCAUAUCAAUAUAGAUUAUGUCAGGAGGGUUAGACACCAUUUCACACCACAAAACAAAUUUAGGGAAAAAUAUUGCUACAUUAACUUUUUAAAUAAUAAUUCACUUACCAUAUGCAAUAAAAUGUAUCUAUGCCAUAAGUCAACAUUCUCUUCCUUGAUGUCAGUAGUUACAGGGGGUGAGUAAUACCAAGGAGAAAAAUAAACAUUAUGAGUGCAGAGGCAUAAAACUGCAUUGUCCUUCUUGUUCUAAGACACUGUGAUACUAUUGUAUUCUAUUACAUCUGAAAACCCAAAACAUUCCCAGUUAAUGCUUUGACACUUCAAGCAACUGAAAAGUUAUGAAAAAAAAAUGCUCACAAAAGAUGUAUUUUCUAACCUAGAAUCAGGCUUUUCAGAUUUUUUUAUGCCUUGCCUUUGUUAUUAAUACUUCAAAAUUUCAGUGUGAUUUUGUAACUGUCUGGCAAUAAACUGAAAACAGAAUCUUCUGAAUUUCCUCAUCAGAAAAGGCCAUAAAAAAGGCUUUAGGGAAGAAGUAUUUCCCUAAAGAUUCUUUCCCUAAAGUAUUUCCCUAAGAUUGCUUAUUUCUGCAAUCUUAACAUACAAUUUCAUUGUAAUUUGUCAUUUAUGCAUGAGCUUUAAUUUGUAAAGAUGAAAUUAAACUUGCCCACCUGCACCCCAAACAGUAGCAGGAUUAGACUCUUUCCAAUAGUACAGUGAACUAUUUCGUAAAACCAUUAACUCUUACAUAUACCUUGUAACUAAAAUGUUAAGUAAUUUCAUAGCAGUUUCUUCAUUUUUUUCUUGCUCAAAUCUAUCAUGUGGUAACUGAAUCCUUAACAGACUAAACAGACCUGCACUAAAAUUAUAAGAGCUAUUCCCUUUGCAUUUUGUACUAGGUAAUCACAAGAAUCACAAACUAUAAAUAAUGGAAAUCCUUUUGGAGCUUGUUGUAUUCAGAGGAAAUAAAACUGGGUGUUUGUGCCUUGUAUUUUAAUUGGCUCCUUAGUAUAUUCAGAAUCAUGUCUAAACUAUCUGGUCCAGCAUUUUGCCAUCUAAACCCUCUUAUUCUUCACACAUUAUGUCUUGCCAUUGUUGUCACAAACUACAUCCUCCAGUCAAAGACUGCUACUUUUUUCAUUAUAUUCAGAAAUCUCUUCAGAGCGUGUACCUGGAUGCUCACCCCCACUGUAUCAUGCACACAUGUGAAAAAAUUAAGUGUUUUUUAAGAUCUACCACAGCUAUCUCUCCUUCUUAAAUCAUUCUUUUAUAUCUUCUCCUCCCCAAAUCUGGAAGUCAAUCUGUCUACCUCUGGGGCUUCAAAGUUCUUUU
Messenger RNA from Artibeus jamaicensis (Jamaican fruit-eating bat), 3640 nucleotides. RefSeq names its product succinate receptor 1 (gene SUCNR1). Lineage: Eukaryota; Metazoa; Chordata; Mammalia; Chiroptera; Phyllostomidae. The transcript has 3 exons. Gene Ontology annotation, cellular component: plasma membrane. The record is from RefSeq and is a predicted model, not a curated record. Gene Ontology annotation, biological process: G protein-coupled receptor signaling pathway. Bases 1 to 1137 code for a protein of 378 amino acids. Gene Ontology annotation, molecular function: G protein-coupled receptor activity.